AUGCUAACUCUACCGCUUUCCAAAGUAUGGAGCCAUUUGUACUCCUUCCCAUUUGAUCCGCAUCCAGACUGGACUCGAGAAUACCCAGGACAGGAAGAAAUCCUCUCGUACCUGAUUCGGGUAGCCCAGAAAUGGGGUCUCUACCAAUACAUCUGCUUCAACACUGAAGUGGAAGCCACAACGUGGAGUGACUCUACUCACCAAUGGGAGACGUCUCUCAAAGUCCUUGGCGGGAAAGCUGCCGAAUAUGCGGCGUCCUACACCGUCACAAGCGACUUUGCCAUAUCGGCAGUCGGCCAGUUGAACGUACCAGGAUAUCCAAACAUCACCGGACUAGAUUUCUUACAGGACAGAAUGAUGUACUCGGCGCGGUGGGAUCCAAAUUAUGACUUGAAGGGCAAAAAGGUAGCCACGAUUGGCAACGGCGCGACCGCAGCGCAGAUCCUACCAGAAAUCGUCAACAUUGCCCAGGGCGUCACCGUCUUCCAGCGAUCGCCAAACUGGAUCAUUCCAUCAGCCGACAAGCCUAUUAGCGAAACAAUGCGAGCGAUAUACAGACAUGCUCCUGGUGUUCGCAGACGGUACCGUGCUUCGCUCACGGAUAUCCACGAGACCCUGUAUGAGUCCAUAGUUGACGUCGCCUCCCUGGUGAAUGACUUGGCAAGGCAGCUGCGUCUCGAUAUGAUGAACAAGCAAAUUCCAGAUAAUGCGGCCUCGAAGAGGAAACUGAGCCCGACUACGCACCCGGUUGCAAGCCCGUCAUCAUCUCGGACGAUUACUUCCCCGCCAUACGUCGGGACAACGGCACGCUUCAGACGAACCUCAUUGACAACAUAUCUCCCGCGGGUAUCACGAGCGUGGGGACGCUCGCGCCUACCUGGGCAUGACGGUUGA
This is a messenger RNA of Metarhizium brunneum ARSEF 3297, 894 nucleotides long. It is a transcript of the gene ktnD, whose product is annotated as FAD-binding monooxygenase ktnD. The record is from RefSeq and is a predicted model, not a curated record. Gene Ontology annotation, molecular function: N,N-dimethylaniline monooxygenase activity; NADP binding; flavin adenine dinucleotide binding. Lineage: Eukaryota; Fungi; Ascomycota; Sordariomycetes; Hypocreales; Clavicipitaceae.